UACCUGACAGGCUGUACACGGGUCAAAUUUAACACGCGACGCAUGACGUCAAACGUCCGCGCCGAUUUUACACCACGUGGGGACGUUUUUUGACGAGGUAGCAAAACAACCGCAGUGACGCUCACCUGUCUGUCAGUGAGCAUGAUAAAAACUUUUUUUGUUUCUUUCUAGGUCGUUAAAAAUACUCCCAAGGAAGAGCCGCGAAGCUUUUUUGCUCCCAGAGUCACUUUUUCUAGACCAUGCCCCACGACCCCGACCCUCCUCCGGCUAAAAGGUUUAAGCCGGGGUCUGUUUUUUUCCGUCUCGAUAAGAAUAAGCCUGGAAUGCUGCUGCCUAGAAAGGGAAAUGCAACCACUCCGAUAGAAGUCCAGAGGAAACAGCUUCCCAUCUACCAGGCGAAACCUCAGCUGCUGAACCAACUGAGACAGCUUCACAAUGCUAUUCUGAUAGGGGAGACCGGCUCUGGGAAGACCACUCAGAUCCCCCAGUACCUGUAUGAGGCCGGCAUCGGACGACAGGGCAUCAUCGCCAUCACUCAGCCCCGGCGAGUGGCAGCGAUCUCCCUGGCAGGAAGGGUGGCAGAGGAGAAGAGGACUCAGCUUGGCAAGCUGGUCGGUUACACGGUGCGUUUCGAGGAUGUCACCUCCUCUGAGACGAAGCUGAAGUUCAUGACAGACGGCAUGCUCCUGCGCGAGGCCAUCGGAGACCCCUUACUGCUGCGCUACACCGUGGUGGUCCUGGACGAAGCUCACGAGCGCACCGUGCACACCGACGUGCUGUUCGGCGUGGUGAAGACCGCUCAGCGCAGGCGCAGAGAGCUGAAUAAGAUUCCCCUGAAGGUCGUAGUGAUGUCAGCCACCAUGGAUGUGGAUUUGUUUUCUGAGUACUUCAACAAGUCACCUGUUCUGUACCUGGAGGGCCGGCAGCAUCCCAUUCAGAUCUACUACACCAAGCAGGCCCAGUCAGACUACCUGCAGGCUGCACUCGUCUCAGUCUUCCAGAUCCAUCAGGAGGCCCCGCCGUCCCACGACAUCUUAGUGUUCAUGACGGGUCAGGAGGAGAUCGAGGCCCUGGCGAGAACGUGCCGGGACAUCGCUAAGCAUCUGCCUGACGGCUGCGGUCCCAUGGUAGUUAUCCCUCUGUACGCGUCUCUGCCUCCAGCUCAGCAGCUCAGGGUCUUCCAGCCGGCUCCCAAGGGAUCCAGGAAGGUUAUCCUGUCAACCAACAUUGCAGAGACGUCAGUUACAAUCUCUGGGAUCAAAUACGUCAUAGACACGGGGAUGGUGAAGGCCAAGCGUUUCAAUCCAGACAGCGGGCUGGAGGUGCUGGCGGUGCAGCGGGUGUCUAAAGCCCAGGCGUGGCAGCGAGCAGGCCGGGCAGGCCGCGAAGACUCGGGCUCCUGCUACCGCCUCUACACCGAGCAGGAGUUUGACAGCCUCAUCCCGAUGACCGUGCCUGAGAUCCAGAGGUGUAACUUGGCCGGUGUGAUGCUUCAGCUCAUGGCUCUGGGGAUUCCUGAUGUGAUGAAUUUUGAUUUCAUGUCCAAACCUUCUCCAGAGGCCGUCCGUUCCGCCGUGGAGCAUUUAGAGCUGCUGGGAGCUGUGGAGAGGAAGGACGGGCAGGUCUUCCUCACCGCUCUGGGAAAGAAGAUGGCGAGCUUCCCUCUGGAGCCCAGAUACGCCAAGACCAUCCUGUUGUCCCCCGACUACUCCUGUUCCGAGGAGAUUUUGACCAUUGUGUCUCUGCUGUCAGUGGACACUGUGCUGUACAACCCUCCUGCCCGGCGCGAGGAGGUGCUUGCUGCACGCAAGAAGUUCACUUCCAGUGAGGGGGACCACAUCACGCUGCUCAACAUUUACAGAGCGUUCAAGAAAGUCAGCGGCAAUAAGGAGUGGUGUCGGGAGAACUUUGUCAACAGCAGGAACAUGGGUCUGGUCAAAGAUGUCCAGGCCCAACUCAAAGAUAUCUGCCUUAAGCUGAAUCUGAAGCUGGAGUCAUGUGGGCCGGACACGGGGAACGUUCGCCACUGCCUCGCCCACGGGAUGUUCGUCAACGCCGCGGAGCUCCAACCCGACGGCAGCUACUUGGCUCUGGACACGCACCAGCCCGUGGCCAUCCACCCCUCCUCCGUCCUCUUCCAGGCCAAGCCAGCAUACGUGGUCUUCAACGAGCUGCUGCACACGUCCCGCUGCUACAUGAGAGACCUGUGUUUGGUGGACGCCGACUGGCUGCUCGAGGCGGCGCCGGAGUACUUUGGCCGCAAACUCCGACCGACCAAGAGCUAACGACGGAGAAACGGAGACUGGAGCUGAUCUCUGCGAGGACGCCUCCCCUCAAACCACCCAGCGGCUAUAAAACUGGAAAAUGUAUUCUCUGAAUCUGGUUGAAGACGCUUCAUAACCAGUGCGAAUCAGAACCGAACAUUUCCCGUGCAGUAAAACUUCUCUGGAUCACUACCUCCCAGUUGACAAGCAUUUGGCAUGUGUCACUGCAGCAGAACUCUGCAUACUGAGGCCUCACAACUAUGACUUCCUUUAUGACUGUCAUUCAGAUUUUUAAACUGUCUUUCUUCUGCCUGAUAGUAUUUCAUCAUGCCAUUCGGCCACCUGUUUCACACCUAACAAAGAAGACAGUCUUUUUAAAGGUGGCGUGCAUCAGUUCUUACCACAUAUGCAUGCAUUUUGUCAGCACAGAUAACCUCACACCUCACCUUUCUUCAAAAUCUGAUCUAAUCAGAUGUAUCACUUUCACAAAAUACGAUGCUACAUUCAUAUGCAAGACCAGCUAGCAGUUGUUGUUUUCCGUGCAACAUUAAAUAACAGAGCUGCAACAUUUAAUAAAGUUGUUGUCAGCUACUCCAGUUAAUCACAAACUGUUUUGAUAAGCGAUUAAUCCACUGGAGUCAUUUUUUGUAGAGCAAAAAAAGCAACAUUCUCCGAUUCCAGCUUCUUGACUGUGAAAGUUGUCCGGUUUCUUCCCUCUUCUAUGUCAGUAAACUGAAUAUAUUUGAGUUUCGGACAAAAUGAGACAUUUGAGAAUGUCAUCUUUAGGAUUUGGGAAACACUCACCAACAUUUUUCUGACAUUUUUUUUAUAGACCAAACAACUCAUCUAAUAAUCGAGAGAAAAAAAAUAAACAGCUGAAUUGACAAUGUUAGUUGCGGCCCUGUUGAAUAGAAGUGGAGGGUCGGCUGACGUGUCACAUUUUGUUUGCCUCUUCUCAGAAGCUAAGAGAUGCAGACUUGACUUGAGCCCUGGCGCCAUGCAGUUUGUAGGUUCGUACAAAGUGUCUUAAAGGGUUUUAAAUAUGCAAGGACAGUACAUUUGUCUACAUCUAUGAGAUUAUAAGAAAGCUAAAAUAAGCGUUUUUCUACAUGUCACAGAGACAUGAUUUCACUUUGAUAGUUACUCCCCACGCCGCGCUCGUCUUGUUAUCUCAUGCAUGCCUUUUUUCACUCUAUGAUUGUAUCACCGGUUCCUCUAGUCCAUGCACAUCAGGAGAAGCAGCAUGCCUUAUUCUCCAGGUUCUACUCUUUGCCGUCGUAUUUGACUCAGCCUCUGCACAGACUAACCACGGCUGUAUGCUGACAACAAAUGUAUGCAAUGCAUGGAGAUUAUAGUUAACGAUCUGACCUCUCAGGUCUUUCAUAUUUUGUAGAGUCGACACCCUGUGGAGGAAUAGAAUGGAUGCUCCUCUUGUCUUUUUUUUUUUUUUUUUUUUUACACUGGACUCAGGAUUGUACAAUAUACACGAUAAUCUGAAUAAGUGACAUAAAUUGUUUCUCACUUUUAAAAAUGCCAAAUGCAUCUGGGGUUGCUGUAGAGAAUCAUCAGACUGUCUAACACAGAGGUUGUAUGUUCACUUCAUGUUCUUUAUAAGGUUUCUUGUUGUUUUCAUGCACAAAGGAAAAGUAGGCCAUUUAAGAUCUGCAUGUUUAUGAAGUUUGUAAGAUCAAAUGCACGCCUUUGAUGAGUUUAUUAAGAGUAUAUUUAAUACUUGAUUUGUUAAAGUCUUACUUGACAACUAUUGGUAUAAUUUCGAAUAAAAAAAUACUGUCACUGUCUCACAGAACAAGUCUGCA
Acanthopagrus latus (yellowfin seabream) is the source of this 4081-nucleotide messenger RNA. It is a transcript of the gene dhx33, whose product is annotated as DEAH (Asp-Glu-Ala-His) box polypeptide 33. Gene Ontology annotation, biological process: positive regulation of transcription by RNA polymerase I. The record is from RefSeq and is a predicted model, not a curated record. The transcript has 12 exons. Bases 240 to 2285 code for a protein of 681 amino acids. Gene Ontology annotation, molecular function: ATP binding; RNA binding. Gene Ontology annotation, cellular component: intracellular anatomical structure; nucleolus. Lineage: Eukaryota; Metazoa; Chordata; Actinopteri; Spariformes; Sparidae.